AUGACUUCGGUAUUAUCAUACAUCCCAAUCGUCGGCAGGUUUGUUCCCGACAAGGAGAAACCCCGAUCCAUCAACAUCCCACCUGUUGAGAUUCACAAUGUGGAGACUGCACCAGAGAAACGCCCGAGGACCCUCAAGCACCUGCUAAGGGCCAACCACGUCAACCACUCCAUCAUCUAUCACAACUUGCAAUUUGAGAACCAUUUGCCUCAUGCUCUUUCUUCGGCGUACUUACUCGGGGCGGACGAGAAGCAAUUGCACAAUAUAUAUGAUGUACAAGCAAAAUUCCUCGAGCCGUGGGUGCCGUCGCCGGCCGAGGUUACACAAAACGACUGGAGAGACUUCCUCGGUGACAAGCACUAUCAACGGGCAUACGUCGAUUUCUUCGAGGACUGUUUGGUCAUGAACCACAACUACAACUGGAAGGCAUUGGUUGACGAGUUUAUGUUCCAUGGCGAUGAGCCUUUGGUGAACGGUCUCAUCGGUGGACUUGGUCAUCCCCUGAUCCAUUUGGGGUAUGCUUUCGAGAUGGACAACCGUGAGGUGGCAAUAGAGGGACUCGGAUUGGCGGCCACACAGUACAACUUCUUCCACAAGUAUCUAGACGAUCCGUCUUACACGAAGCCUUCUUCGUUCAAGUCCACGAACCCACUGGAGCUAUUCGGUAAGAUAGCCACCGACAGCCGCUUCGAUGGGCUCUUCAAGGAACCCGGGUUUACCAACAUCGAACCUCUGUUUGAGAAGCAUGAAGAACUCGUGAUGGAGUACUGGAAUGCUUGGACUCUCGAUGAUCCUGUGAAACAAUUCCAGGAUUCGCAGGAGGCGGCAGUCGCCCUACUCGUUGCUUCUGUGCGCCCAGGAACACAUUCCUACAAUUUCUUCAUAUGCCAUGUUCUUACGACAAGUCACGCCGUCAGGAUACUCCUCCCUUUAAUUCCAUCAAAAUUCCACAUUAGCCUAGUACGCGAAUGGUGGCUGUUAACACUUGCGGUUUACAUUGCGGAGAUGCGACCAAAAAUCGACCCCGACUACGUUGGAGAUGCUGCAGGGAAACAGUGGAACUACGUCGAGGACAAGGCUAUCAAUGGACCAUGGAACACGGAUUCCCAUUUUGUCAAAGCGGUGCGAGCAAUGAAGGAGGCGGCCAGGACCUGGGGCGAUGUUCACGAACGUUAUCUGGCAGCCGCAGACGCGCCACCCGUGGGCAACCGCACCCGCGAUUCGCAACUCCAACGUCGUAGCUGCCUUCAUCUCGCCCCAACACCUGCAUCUUUGUUGUCCGAUGAAGUCUCGCCGUUUUUUUGCUCACUCGCAAUGGCUCCGCCUGCGAAGCGCCGGAAGCGCAACGUUAUACACUCGGAAGAUGAAGCGGAACCGAAGCCUCAGGCAAACACCCUCUGCAAUUUCUUGUUCUCCUCCCCAGAACAGCAAGACACAUCUCGAGUUGCGUCCGCAUCACCAAGCCCGGCCACGAGGAAACUCCCAAGGCCAUCCGCGCCGGCCAGCCAGCCACGAAAGCCGAGUACCCAGCCUUUGCAAUUGAAAGCAAACGGCGCGAGUAGAAAUGGAUAUAAGACCACCAGCACAAGCCCGGAAAAGCCAAAGACCAGGGCGCCGAGGAAGGUCAAGGUUGAGGAGAAGGGAAAGACGGCCGAUCUCAGGACACUAUUCUCAAAGCAGGCAGAGCGUGCCCCAAACGUCUCGCCGACUAAGUUGGACGAUAUAACAAGCGAUCCGAUUUCCGACGAAGACACCAUAGGAGAGCAUAGGGCUGCGACUGCUAGCCGAGUCAGCAGCAUUGCACGGAAGCGCUUCAAAGAUGGAGGAGGUCAGAGGUUCCUGAAGCCUUCUCGGCCAACACGGGAUCCAGCUCAAGAUGAUGAACAAAGACCGUGGUCGGAACGAUUUGGUCCAUUGAACCUGGACGAGCUGGCAGUACAUAAGAAGAAAGUUGCAGAUGUUCGAAGAUGGCUCGAGGAUGCCAUGGCAAGGAGGAUGCGGCAACGCUUGUUGAUACUGAAAGGUGCUGCUGGGACGGGUAAAACGACUACCCUGCGUCUUCUAGCCAAAGAUAUGCGCUGCGAGCUGCUCGAAUGGAGAAAUCCUACAGGAUCGCUUGGUGCCAAUCUUGGCUAUCAAUCAGUUUCCGCCCAAUUCGAAGAGUUCCUGGGCAGAGGCGGCAAGUUUGGCCAGCUGGACACAGACUUGGAAGUCCCAGUCGUGACGAAACCCGCCAACGAACCGAGUAAAGACAGUUUGCGAAAGAUCAUUCUAAUCGAAGAGUUCCCGAACACCUUCACGAGAUCUUCAACCGCAUUGCAAUCGUUUCGAAACACGGUCAUGCAAUAUUUGGCUACCAACACGCCUUCCCUGGCAAACUCCGGUCAGCAAUUCUCCAAAGGCCCUAUCACGCCUGUAGUGAUGGUAAUAUCGGAGACACUUCUCACAACUACAUCGGCCUCUGCAGACAGCUUUACGGCCCACCGUCUGCUUGGCCCCGAGAUAACUCGGCAUCCCGGUGUGUGCAUGAUUGAGUUCAAUGCAAUAGCACCGACGUUUCUCGCUAGUGCCCUCGAGCUGAUAGUCCAGAAGGAAGCACGCAAAUCUGGCCGAAGACGAACACCAGGCCCACAGGUGCUCAAGCGAUUGGGCGAAAUAGGUGAUAUUAGAAGCGCAGUCUCAUCACUAGAAUUCCUUUGUCUCAAAGGUGAUGCCGAUGCGGAUUGGGGAUCUAAAGUGGCAUUCACAAAGCUUAAGAAAGGGGUUAAGGACGGGAUCUCUUUGACGAAAGGGGAAACGGACAGUCUAGAGCUUGUCUCGCGACGAGAAGCGAGUCUGGGCAUAUUUCACUCGGUCGGCAAAGUUGUAUACAACAAGCGAGACGAGGUGUCUUUACCGAGUCACACCCCAGAAGGCAGAGCUGAGGUUCUGCCCAGCUACAUGGCCCAUCUUUCACGGCCACAUCGAUCUCAAGUUUCAGUUGAGAGUCUCAUCGAUGAGACAGGUACCGAUACGCAUACCUUUAUUUCAUCCCUUCAUGAGAAUUACGUCCUCUCGUGCGAGUCAACUGGGCCGGCAGACCCUUCGUCUUCUAUUGAUUAUAUGAACGAAUGUAUCGAGUACCUUUCGGAAAGCGACUUGCUCUGUCCGUCAUCCGAUGCGUUUUUUGGAGGACGAAAUUUCGGGGCAGGGGGCUUCUCAGAAAGGGACUCGGGAAGCCAUGUGUUACGGCAAGAUGAGAUUACCUUCGAAGUGGCAACUAGGGGUCUGCUUUUCUCUCUGCCAAAUCCUGUGAAAAGGAUCGGGACGACAUCGCAUAGAGGUGGUGGGGAUGCUUACAAGAUGUUCUACCCAAUGAGUCUCAAAUUGUGGAGGGAAAAGGAGGAGUUGGAAAGUGUCGUCGAUCAUUGGUCCACAAAGCUGUUGAAGGGAGACGAGGCUUCUCAUAAUCUCACCGAUGGUGCAUUGGCCUUUCGGAAACCCAAGUCUACCAACGUUGGGGACUGGAUCAGUAAGCAGGCAUCAUUACAAAGGCCCAAUAGCCAACGGAAGGACCUCGAUCACGGGCAGACUCCGGCGGCGCCUUUACUAUCCCUGGGAAGCUCAGCACGCAGAGAGAUGUUGCUCGAGCGAUUGCCGUAUAUGGCACACAUCGCCCGGCAGCGGAAGUCCUCCGCCAACAACAUGCGACUUAAAGAAAUCGAGAAGAUUGUUUCGUUUUCCGGUAUCAACGGAGCUGCCGACGAGGAGGCUGCCGAGGGCGAUGAAGCCAAUGGUGCCACUGGCGAAGCGUGGGCUACUGACAAGCCUACUGAGGAGGCUUCACCGCGAAAGAAACGUCCGGGUAUUCAGCUGAAGAACGACGAAACUGUGGCGGCGCUUCCAGUUCAUGGACUGGUGUUGAGCGAUGACGAUAUAGAAGAUGAUUGA
Messenger RNA from Pseudomassariella vexata, 3930 nucleotides. RefSeq lists its product as uncharacterized. The transcript has 6 exons. The record is from RefSeq and is a predicted model, not a curated record. NCBI's taxonomy places the organism in Eukaryota, Fungi, Ascomycota, Sordariomycetes, Amphisphaeriales, Pseudomassariaceae. Gene Ontology annotation, molecular function: oxidoreductase activity. The coding region runs from base 1 to 3930 and encodes 1309 amino acids.